Messenger RNA from Hirsutella rhossiliensis, 1116 nucleotides. RefSeq names its product CTP-dependent diacylglycerol kinase 1. The coding region runs from base 1 to 1116 and encodes 371 amino acids. The transcript is spliced from 2 exons. Lineage: Eukaryota; Fungi; Ascomycota; Sordariomycetes; Hypocreales; Ophiocordycipitaceae. The record is from RefSeq and is a predicted model, not a curated record. Gene Ontology annotation, molecular function: ATP-dependent diacylglycerol kinase activity. Gene Ontology annotation, biological process: phosphatidic acid biosynthetic process. Gene Ontology annotation, cellular component: endoplasmic reticulum membrane.
AUGUCACUACGACGCAAGUCGGGCGUCCCGGCCACACCUCGCGUCAUUUCGCCCAGUCCCACGCAGUCCGACAACGACGGCCACGAGUACUUGGGCCCCACGACGCGCUCGGCUGUCAAGAAGCGUCGCUCGACGCCCCAGCCGCUCGACGAACACGACCAAGAAGAGGAGCAUGGCGGCGCACCGGGGCUACGGAGGUCCCGCACGCGAAGUCGGUCUCCCAUCGACAGUCUGAAGCUGUCGCGCAUGACGCCCGGCAACUCAGGUCAGGUGUCCAAGGCGCCGACAUCCGACCGGAAGGGCGCAAACGGACAGGUUGCGGCUGUCAACGGCCAUCUGGCUCCUCCGGUGCCCCCAACGCCCACCGGCUGGUCGUGGCGCGAUUUCAGUCGCAGCCCUAGUCCUCUCGGGCUAAUUCCAAUCCACCGGCACUGGAGAACCUUUGUUCACAAGCACGAGGUUCCCCGCAAAGCCUUGCACGUGUCGAUCGGCUUCUUCGUCGUCUGGCUCUACACCAACGGCACGCAAACGAGCAUCGUGCCGCCGUAUCUCAUGGCCGCCCUGAUUCCCAUCGCCACGACCGACUGGCUGCGGCAUCGAUAUCAGUCUGUCAACAGGCUCUAUGUCAGGCUGCUCGGGGCGCUCAUGAGGGAAAGCGAGUUUUCUGGCUGGAACGGCGUCAUCUUCUACCUCCUUGGCGCGUGGAUUGUGCUCUACUUUUUCCCCAAGGACGUGGGGGUCAUGAGCGUCCUGCUCCUCAGUUGGUGUGACACCGCCGCGAGCACCUUUGGCCGCCUCUGGGGCCGAUACACCCCUAGGCUUCGCCGCGGCAAGUCUCUGGCCGGGUCUCUGGCCGCUUUUCUCGUGGGCGUGGCUACGUCCUACUUUUUCUACGGGUGGCUUGUCCCGACCAUCGGCGCCUGGAAGAAUGCCGUGGGCAUCUCGGACCACGUGGCCGACAUCAGCGGUCCCCUGGCCCUGGGGGUCGUGAGUGUGUGGUCCGGCUUCGUCGCAUCAGCCAGCGAGGUCAUGGACAUUUUCGGCUGGGAUGACAACCUGACAAUACCCGUCCUCAGUGGCCUUGGCAUCUGGGGCUUCCUCAAGCUAUUCGGCUAG